Molecule: messenger RNA, 1065 nt
Organism: Clonostachys rhizophaga
Lineage: Eukaryota; Fungi; Ascomycota; Sordariomycetes; Hypocreales; Bionectriaceae
Source: the annotation of a GenBank genome assembly
AUGAACCAGUGGCCCUCGGAAACAUCCCUGAACCUCUGCUCAGAGGUUAUCAAGCCUCUUUGGUAUCCAUUUUAUCUUAUAUUCGAGUACCUUCUACACCCGGUUUGGUCCUCAUUGUAUCCUUUAUCUGCCUAUCAUGAAGAGCGGCGAGAGCAGAAACGCCUCGAGGCUGCGGCCAAGCGGCUGGACGACGAAUUCCAGCAGCUACAAGUGAAAAAUCACCAUAAAUUCCCAGCCACAAGCGCAUCCACCUGUCCCUCAGGGCCCCUCUUCUCCAAAGUACCGUUUGAUGUCCGACGUCAAAUUCUUAUUGAAGCGUUCGGGGCUCAGACAGUUCAUCUUGAUCUUGACGUGGUCGAGAAGACAAGGGGCCAGCGCAAGGUCAAAUCAUGGCAAUGGAUGAACUGUGUGUGCCACAGCGAGAGGCUGGAUCUACCGCACGAAUCCCUCGAUCGGAGGCAUUUUCUUCACCGGGGAACGCAGAGAGAUCCGCUCGCAUGCCCGGGAAGCCAGAGGAAGCCCUCCCACUUAGGGAGAUGUCCCACAGAUUCUCACGUUGGCUAUUAUCGUGUCGGCAAGCGUGAGUUGACUCUCCCUGGCUUCGAGAUUCUUGGAAACCAAUCGAGCGAGGCACUAAUAAGAAAAUAUGCCUGCAGUUACGAAGAAGGCAUCGAAGUUCUAUACCGGACGAACACAAUACAUAUUGAGUCACUCUCCCUUCUUCGUGGUAUGCAUGAGUUUGUGGCCCCGUACAAGAUGGCCCUCAUUACCUCCUUUACGAUAACCAUCGAUCUAAAUCUUAUGAUAUUCGACGAAAUCUUUGGUGGUCUUUCUCCAAAAGUUUGCCCAAAUCCAUUCAGGUUUACUUCCUUAGCUCGUUUGCAUAUUAUUUGCGCAAUCAAAUACAGCCUGGUGUAUCUGAUUGACCUCUUGGUUCCGAGAAUCUCGUCAUGGAGAACAGCCGUGCAUGUGUUCUGUGCUUCUUGGGAGGUAUAUACAGCCGUCGAUCUCAAUCUGGCUGAGAAUCAGGGCGUCGACAAAACAAAAUUGCACUGGGCUGAUGUU